Messenger RNA from Magallana angulata, 2313 nucleotides. RefSeq lists its product as uncharacterized. The coding region runs from base 131 to 964 and encodes 277 amino acids. The transcript is spliced from 7 exons. NCBI's taxonomy places the organism in Eukaryota, Metazoa, Mollusca, Bivalvia, Ostreida, Ostreidae. The record is from RefSeq and is a predicted model, not a curated record.
UUUUAUUCUAUCGGUUGGUGUAUACAAACAAUCUCCCAUCGAACAGAGAUAAAGACAGGGGUCACCCCGUAUCUACGUCUGACGACACAGGUAUUUGGUAACACCGGAAGUGAAGUUUCACGGAAGUCUUAUGGACGUUUUACUUUUUAUUUUGAUUUUUUGCCUUUCCUUCGUAGAUGUGGCGAAUUCAGAUUGCAGAUGUCGUAAACUUUUUGAAUGCCAGGCCUUAACAGGAGCAAAAACGAGAUGCUUUUUUGGCUGCCAGCCAGGAUGGUCAGGCAUCUCCUGUGAUAACAAGACCGAUAUAACUAUGGCAUCACGUUGCCAUUGCUACUACGAAUUUGAUUGCAAUCAUGGCGGAGGAUAUUGUACACGAUGUCUGAGUGGCUGGACGGGCAUGCGCUGUGAGAGAAAGAUAACUCCCAUAAUCUAUAAAAACACGCACAGAAAUUCGGAAGAUGACUCCAGUGCUGUAUAUAAUAGCCUUGGUUAUAUCGCCUUAAUUAUUUUAGGCGCGACGUUUUUUUGCUGUUGCAUUGCUGCAGGAAUAAGAAGAAAAAACUCUGGUGCUUCUCCUGGGUCUAGUGCUUCUCGGUCCUCAACUGAUAUUAGCAGGGACGGUCACACGUCACGGAACAGAUCCAGCCGAAUGUGGAGAACCGCGGCCAGUGCAGAGAGCCAGAUGACCAAUCCUUCCUUAAAUUCCUUCCAUGAAAUUAACAGGGUGGACAAUGGAACAUCUCAGCACGUAUCGUUUGAACUGCAAAAUGACAUUCCGUCUCAUAUGGAACCGCCGCCAUCUUAUGAAUCAAUUAUGUCAAGGUCAAACGAAGCUUUUGAAUCAACUGAAUCUUUACCUACGUCAUCCUUAGCAUUAAACAAGGAUUCCAGUGAAGUAAUAGAAACGCCACCAGAAUAUGCAACAGUGACGUCACAAUACAACAAUAAUUUACAACCGUCUUAGUCAGAAGUACUAUCAAAUGAGUUUUCGCAGACUAAUCACGUCUAAAAACGAAAUCCUGUGUACCUUGUAAUGAAUGAUAUUAUAGUCGUAUCUUGUGAAACGCACGUUAAAACAAUAAAUAUUAUAAUAACAUAAGGACAUUAUUUUCAAUGCUUACUGAGCAAUGGCGAAAGUGGUGGAUUUCGAUUGAGCAUUGAUAUAAAGAUACUGUAUACAGGAAAAUAUUCGCCUCCGUUUCAUUUUUCUGCCCUCGUUGUCAGCGGGAGAUAUCCCAUGUCUCAGAUCAUCUCUCCGUGAGCAUGACCGUGUCCGGACUGAUUAUUACUAUUUGCAAGUGAAAAUGGACGAAAUUAACCCAGCAUACAUAAAUUAUGUACAUGUGUAGCGAGGAAAACUAUGAUAUUCAUAUACGAAAUGAUGCAUGUUUUUAUGGACGAGUCAAAAGAUGGAACAAGAUGUGUUUGUGAGUAAAUAAGGCUGCAUCAAUCUACUUGAAUGAUGACAAUCAAUUGAAACAAUUUGAUACCCAACGGUGUUGUACCUUAACAUGCAAUUACUUAAUUGCGUUGUAUUCAUCAUUGUAUCAUUGAACAAUCAUAAACUUUUGUCUUGCCUGUGAAAAAGACACAGGAUGAAGCUCUGUCAUCUAAAAUGUGUCUAAAAGGUUACUAAAUGACAUAUCUUUUACAUUCAGUAACCUUUCAAGAUUCUUUAUUCAAAGGCAGAACUUUCUCUUGUAAAACAGAUAAGCAAAUAUCAGUUAUCCACCUUUAAAAAAAAAUACAUUAGAAUGCACCAUUACCAAGUGCAUAUGCCGUGUUGGUACUUCUGAGUCUAAUGUCUGUCUAAUUUUUUAUCCUAUUUCUAUUGAUUUUUAAGCUGUAUUUUGGUUAUGUAUACAUGUACACAGAUCCUUACAUUUUCCGGUGUCUUUUUCUGCGAUAACGAAUUUUGUAAUGUAUAUUCCAAUACAUUUCAUCAAUGAUUAUUUCAAUAUUGAAUUGUACAAUUUAUGAAAAUUUUAUAAAUAUUGGUAAUAAAAAACCAUUCUUGGGAUAUUAUGAGGUGGUCAAAUUCGGUCGGGGGUAAUCAAAUCUAUCAUAAAGGCCUUUGGGCAAGAAUGAUUAAAUUUUUUUAAACAGCUGAACGAAAAAUCAAAAUAUGCACUUUUUUAUGAUACAUAAUUGUACCAAUAACUAUGUGCAUGUGGAUGUCUUGAUCACUCUGAGAUGAAAGACAGUCUAAUGUUUAGUUUUCUUCUAUUUCUAUUGAUCUAUAAACUCUAUUUUGCUCAUGUGUACACCAUUGGUGCAGUAAAACAUGUAUAACAAAUAAAAUUCAACACUAAU